Molecule: messenger RNA, 1318 nt
Organism: Lottia gigantea (owl limpet)
Lineage: Eukaryota; Metazoa; Mollusca; Gastropoda; Lottiidae
Exons: 11
Coding region: 57-1262 (401 amino acids)
Biological process (GO): carbohydrate catabolic process
Molecular function (GO): hydrolase activity, hydrolyzing O-glycosyl compounds; carbohydrate binding
Source: RefSeq, a predicted model, not a curated record
AGAAGAUAAGCAUACUUUUAUAUUUGUUUUAAUAUAACUAUAACAGUAAAUUGAGGAUGCAGCACUCUGGAAGAUGUAUAAUAUUCGGAUGUCUGUUGGGAUGUGUGACUUUUUUUGGAUUGGGUGUGGUUACUGGAUAUUUCUCAAUCCCAAGCCGGACAGCACCGAAAGCGGAGACCCAAGGCCUUCCUCAACAGUCAUCUCCUUUACUACAAAGCUACCAAAAUAAAUGUCAAAGAAAAAUAUACGAAGCUAAAAAUUGUGAGAUAGAACUACCUAGAAAUUAUGUAGCGUAUCAUUUAAAUGGUAAAACAAUAACAGUAGAUGGUAAACUGGAUGAAGAAGCAUGGAAAGAAGUUGAUCAUACGGAAGAUUUCUUAGAUAUUCGAGGAAUUCGCUACCCUAAACCAAAAGAAGAAACUCGAGUGAAGAUAAGAUGGGAUGAUACACAUGUGUAUGUUGGUGCCUGGUUGAAGGAGGAUAAAGUUUGGGCUACGUAUGAUGUAAAAGACUCCCGAAUUUACCAAGAGAACGCUUUUGAGGUAUUUUUCGAUGUAGAGAGAGGGUUACGAAUGUACAAAGAGAUAGAAAUCAAUGCGUUAGGGACAACUUGGGAUCUCAUGUUGACCAGAGCCUAUGAUGAUGGUGGUGACUUUGUUGAUUGGGAAGGUAUUUCAGCUAAAGGUGUUUACACAGAUGGCCUAGUAAAUAUACCAAGUAAAAACACCACAUACUGGUCUGUAGAAAUGGCUUUUCCCUUUGAGGCUUUAUCCGAAAAUACCACUAGGGCACCGGGACCUGCAGAAGAUAAUGAAGUAUGGUUUAUGAUCAUGGCUAGAACAGAAUAUCCUUUGGAAAUCAACAGCACAAAUGGGCGUUAUCAACAGGUGCCUGGUUCGGAAGCCUCUUGGUAUUCUUGGAAUCCAACUGGUGAAAUAGCACUUCAUUUACCCAAUAGAUGGGGCUUGUUACAGUUUAGAAAAGGUUCCCCAAUGAAAAAUAGCGUUGUUAAAUUUGAUAGAUGGAUCAUGUAUAAGGCUUUAUUUGAUAUUUUUGAAGCUCAAAAAGCACGUCAAGCUGUGUUCGGUUCGUUUGUAACAGAUCUGGUAUUUUUAAACCUACCACCCUAUAUAACAAUGGGUAGCUGUUUUACUACAGUAACAGCUGAACUGGUAGAUGGAGGAUUUAAAGCGACUGUAGCCCAUGGUCUAGUUAAAGGUCACAUUAAUCAAAAUAGAUAUACCUGGUUCACCAAUCCUUAGACAUUCCGUUAAUUAUGAAUAUUUCUUUCAUAUUUUUGUAGUAAAAACUUUUUUCU